This is a messenger RNA of Lipotes vexillifer (Yangtze River dolphin), 1294 nucleotides long. It is a transcript of the gene SYT2, whose product is annotated as synaptotagmin 2. Gene Ontology annotation, cellular component: exocytic vesicle; synaptic vesicle membrane; axon. Gene Ontology annotation, molecular function: clathrin binding; calcium-dependent phospholipid binding; calcium ion binding. The transcript is spliced from 8 exons. Bases 6 to 1274 code for a protein of 422 amino acids. Gene Ontology annotation, biological process: synaptic vesicle endocytosis; calcium ion-regulated exocytosis of neurotransmitter. NCBI's taxonomy places the organism in Eukaryota, Metazoa, Chordata, Mammalia, Artiodactyla, Lipotidae. The record is from RefSeq and is a predicted model, not a curated record.
CCACCAUGAGGAACAUCUUCAAGAGGAACCAGGAGCCCAUGGUGGCUCCCACCACCACCACCAUGCCCGCUGGGCCCCUGGACAACUCCACCGAGAGCGGAGGCGCCAGGGAGGGCAAGGGGGACCUGUUUGCCACGUUGAAGGACCGAUUCUUCAAUGAGAUGGUCAAGUUCCCUCGUGAGUAUCCCUUGCCCCGCUGGGCGCUGGGCGCCAUCGCGGUGCUCCUGGGCCUUCUGCUGCUCGCCUGCUGCUUCUGCAUCUGCAAGAAGUGCUGCUGGAAGAAGAAGAAGAGCAAGAAGGAGAAGGGCAAGGGCGCCAAGGACGCCGUGAGCAUGAAGGACGUGAAGCGCGGCCAGGACGAUGACGACGCCGAGACGGGCCUGACGGAGGGCGAGGGCGAGGGCGAGGGCGAGGGCGAGGAGCCGGAGAACCUGGGGAAGCUGCAGUUCUCCCUGGACUACGAGUUCCAGGCCAACCAGCUCACCGUGGGCGUCCUGCAGGCCGCGGAGCUGCCCGCCCUGGACAUGGGCGGCACCUCGGAUCCUUAUGUCAAGGUCUUCCUCCUUCCAGACAAGAAGAAGAAAUAUGAGACCAAAGUCCAUCGGAAGACGCUGAACCCCGCCUUCAAUGAGACUUUCACCUUCAAGGUGCCCUACCAGGAGCUGGGGGGCAAGACCCUGGUGAUGGCCAUCUACGACUUUGACCGCUUCUCCAAACACGACAUCAUCGGGGAGGUGAAGGUGCCCAUGAACACCGUGGACCUGGGGCAGCCCAUCGAGGAGUGGAGGGACCUGCAGGGCGGAGAGAAGGAGGAGCCGGAGAAGCUGGGUGACAUCUGCACCUCGUUGCGCUACGUGCCCACAGCUGGGAAGCUCACCGUCUGCAUCCUGGAGGCCAAGAAUCUCAAGAAGAUGGACGUGGGUGGCCUUUCAGACCCCUACGUGAAGAUCCACCUGAUGCAGAACGGCAAGAGGCUCAAGAAGAAGAAGACGACGGUGAAAAAGAAGACCCUGAACCCCUACUUCAACGAGUCCUUCAGCUUCGAGAUCCCCUGCGAGCAGAUCCAGAAAGUCCAGGUGGUGGUCACCGUGCUGGAUUAUGACAAGCUGGGCAAGAACGAAGCCAUCGGCAAGAUCUUCGUGGGCAGCAGCGCCACGGGCACGGAGCUGCGGCACUGGUCCGACAUGCUGGCCAACCCCCGCCGGCCCAUCGCCCAGUGGCACUCGCUCAAGCCCGAGGAGGAGGUGGACGCGCUGCUAGGCAAGAACAAGUAGGGCCGCGGCCGAGCCGCCGC